CUACUCCCAUAUCAACAUUAUUCUACUACCACAAUAUUCUAGUUUCAGCAAGAAAAAAGCUAGAGAAAUAUGGCAUUGGGUACUCGUCCCUGCAAUGCUGGUCUUUUCUUGAUUUUCUCAUUGCUCGUGUUUAUUACAUUUUCCAGCGUAGCUGAGGGCUACAAUCGCCUUCAUCCACGAGAUUGCAGUCCGAGAUGCACAUACAGGUGCUCAGCAACAUCACACAAGAAGCCAUGCAUGUUUUUCUGUCUGAAGUGCUGUGCAACUUGCUUGUGCGUGCCUCCGGGUACCUAUGGCAACAAACAAGCAUGCCCUUGCUACAACAAUUGGAAGACUAAAGAAGGAGGUCCCAAGUGCCCUUGAUUCUUGUCAAUCACAAAGUUGGAGAGAAGAAGACAAAGAAGCGCCUCUAAAUAUACAUAUAUAUAUAUAUGAUUGUCAAAGGCUUUAAUUUUGCUUAUGUUUUUGGUCAGAAAAAGGGCGCAAGAAUUUUCCUUGAGUUUACAUUGAGCUGUGAUAGACGAUUGGGAAGACUAUUCCGUUCCAUAAUGCUUCCAGUAAACAGUAACCUACUUUAUUUAUAUCUGCCAAUGCUUCAUUUCAGUUGGGAUUGGCAGGAUCAUGAGACAGUUUGGUUAGAUGUGAUCCGCAUGUAUUGAUCUAUAUGUAUCUGUCGCACCAUUGUGAGUGAAUUGAGAUUUAUUGAUACUGUUUCAAAAGUA
Coffea eugenioides is the source of this 722-nucleotide messenger RNA. Its product is annotated as protein RSI-1-like. NCBI's taxonomy places the organism in Eukaryota, Viridiplantae, Streptophyta, Magnoliopsida, Gentianales, Rubiaceae. The coding region runs from base 70 to 363 and encodes 97 amino acids. The transcript is spliced from 3 exons. The record is from RefSeq and is a predicted model, not a curated record.